UAUUCCUUACAAAAGGAAAACAUCUCGCGAGUAGGGUUGUGUGUUUUGAAAGGCUCGCGGAUGCUGUUUUACGGUACAUUAGUUCAAACUGAAACGCGGAAGAGCGCAGGACAAGAAGGACAACUGUAGUUAUCGAUACAGCACGACAUUUACCUGAAUAUCCGAUACUGAUGCAAGAACAGACUCGUGCUUUGUGGAAUUAUUUUCCUCUUUCAAUGAUAUCCACAAAUCAAAAGCGAAGAUCCAACAAGGAUGUAACACAUCGGAAUACUUGGGAUUUUCCUCGGAGCCGUGCUCAAGUUUGGGCUAACCUUUAAGGCUGUUUUUAGUGGAGUUCAUAGGGGGUAACGUUAAUGUUUCAUAAUGGGAUGAUGUUCAUUGCUGAAUGUCAUACUGCUAGUGUUUGCAUCAUAAUCCCUCAACUGACAUUCAGAUGUUGUCUUCUAGAACUGCAUGAAGAGCAUUUCCAUGAGGUUCCCUCUGAAAAGAGGGAGUGAAGGUUGCGUCCAUCUCAUAAAAUCCCAAACGUCUAGUAGCCCUUUACUCAUGUACUCACAGACUGAGGUGUGAAAAUGGAUAAACUCACCAUUAUUUCAGGAUGUCUCUUUCUCGUGGCAGAUAUCUUCGCAAUUGCAAGUGUUGCAAAUCCAGACUGGAUCAAUACAGGUGGUCAAGAGGGUGCUCUGACUCUGGGUCUAGUCAAGCAAUGCCAGACCAUCCAUGGUCGAACCAGGGUAUGCAUCUCCCCAAGCCUUCCUCCAGUAUGGAUCACUACCCUGUUCUUCAUCAUAUUAGGCAUCAUCUCACUCUCUAUCACAUGUGGCCUGCUUGUGAUCUCACACUGGAGACGAGAGGCUACAAAAUAUGCCCGCUGGAUCGCCUUCAUGGGAAUGGUCCUCUUCUGCAUGGCCGCUCUCAUAUUUCCAGUUGGAUUUUACAUCAAUCAAGUUGGAGGACAACCUUACAAAUUACCCAAUAAUACUGUGGUUGGGUCCUCAUAUGUACUGUUUGUUUUAUCAAUAUUUUUUACAAUAGUUGGACUUCUUUUUGCGGGUAAAGUCUGCCUGCCUGGCUGACAAAUGAUCUGGUUUUACAAAAAAAUGUUUGUUACACAUUUGACCUUAACAAUGCGAGUGUGGUUUAAAUGAUGACCAAGAAAAAAAAAAAAAAUCCAAACACUUCAAAGGGAUGACUCACUGACUCACUGACUCAUAACGGCCUUUUGCAGUGGAAAUGUUAUAAUGAUAUUGUGGUCAACAAAAGAUUUACAUAGCAAUAAUCUACAGUCAUAAAGUCAUUAUCACUAAAUAAAUCAUCCUUGCAUUGCCCUGAGGGGGUUUAUUUAAUAGUAAUGACUGGCGGACUGUACAAUAUCCCAAUUAUGACAUGGCUACUCACCAAAAAUAUACAGACAUAAAACAAUGAUUUGUGUUUCAAUUGUUUUUAUAACAUUUUACCUGUACAAUAUAUUAACUUGAAGUCGUGGCUUAAAGAGUUUGACUCCUAACCCUAAGGUUGUUGGUUUGAGUCCUGGGCCGGCAAUACCUGACUGAGGUGCCCUGGGAGCAACUGGGGGUUCAGUGCCUUGCUAAAGGGCACUUCAGUCAUGGGUAUUGAGAGUGGAAGAGAGCACAGUUCAUUCACUCCCUCCCACCUACAACUCCUGCCAGCAUCGUGACUCAAACCGGCAACCGGCUGGUAACUAGUUCAGCUCUCCAUUAGGUCACAGCUGCACCUAACAUAAAACGUUGUGCUUUGUGUUCAUAUACUCUGCGAUCUUCUGUAGAGUUUGAUCUUUUGAUAUUAAUGCAUAAGCUACGUUAAAGGUCCCAUAUUGUCAAAACUAAAAUUUCCUGGCUUUUUUUUUUCAUGAUAACUGAGGUCCAGGGGCUAUGUAACUACCAUAUGAGUUUCAAAACAGUUAAUCCACAGUAAAAUGCAAACAGCCUGCAUAAAGUAGCUGUGCCUUUUCACGAGCUGUUGUGACUUCCGUAAAAUUUGACGUCAGGACUACUUAGUCACCAACUUGAGCACUGCCCACCGUCCCACCAGACAACAUUGCAUCCAUGCCAUUGCUGUGCAACUACAACAUGGAGACAUACAGAGAAAAUGCUGUUCAGUCGAUGGAUUUCAGGAAAAUACAUCAGGACUUCCAAACAACAUUAAUAUAAGAGACCAGUGGCUGAAAAGUAAAAUGUGAGAGAAAAUUGAUUUCCCUGGUUGUUGUUUUAGAAUAGUUUUUUCUUGUGCUUUCCCACUCAACUGCAAUCCUUUUGAGCUUGUGUCUUGCGUAUUUUGCAAUGUCUCACAGCAUUCAAAAAAAUUGGGCACUCAGGUCAAAACAAGUUUAAAAGUUUAAACGAAGAGACCUGGUAUUUUUUUUAAUCAAAUCCCACUGUCACGUCUUGCAUUUUCACAGCAAAAACAUUUGUGAUUGCCCUUCUGUGAUGGGGCCCCCACACACUACGGGGGUGUCCCGUACCCCACUGGAUGGUCCUGGUAUCUUUUCUACCGAAAAGAGUGCAUUCUCCACCAUUAACUGUAGAGGAAUGACAGUUAAACCCUAUGCAUAGAGAGACCAAUAUGGCCAAUGAAGACAAGAAGUCAAAUUUGCAGGUUGUUCAGUUGACAGAAAGUUUACAGAGUUCUCCACAGUUCCAAAGGCCAGAGAAAAUGAGUAAGAGGAUACGGCCUUGAACUAACUUAGAAUAGAUACUUUAUCAUAUGGAUUGUUAGAUCAUUCCUGAAUGAAUGAAUAAAUGAAAAUAAAAGAAUGUAA
Carassius auratus (goldfish) is the source of this 2779-nucleotide messenger RNA. RefSeq names its product modulator of smoothened protein. The transcript has 3 exons. The record is from RefSeq and is a predicted model, not a curated record. Gene Ontology annotation, biological process: negative regulation of smoothened signaling pathway. Bases 573 to 1076 code for a protein of 167 amino acids. Gene Ontology annotation, cellular component: Golgi apparatus; ciliary membrane. Lineage: Eukaryota; Metazoa; Chordata; Actinopteri; Cypriniformes; Cyprinidae.